Molecule: messenger RNA, 2121 nt
Organism: Canariomyces notabilis
Lineage: Eukaryota; Fungi; Ascomycota; Sordariomycetes; Sordariales; Chaetomiaceae
Product: RGS-domain-containing protein
Exons: 3
Coding region: 1-2121 (706 amino acids)
Biological process (GO): intracellular signal transduction
Source: RefSeq, a predicted model, not a curated record
AUGGCCGCGACGUCAAAGUCGUCCCAUUCGUCUCCCUCACCAGAAACAAUAACCAAUUCGCCGCACAUAGUCCGCGAGAGUCUCAAGCCUGCGCCCGACAGCUCAUCCACGAAACCCUCUUCCUUGGCUGCUCUUCGGCCCGAGCCCUACGCUGCUACUGCUGCUCCGACAGGCUCCAACAGCAACAGCAACAGCACCAAUCGGCCGCAUCAUUCGAGCCAGCCAUCCAUCAGCUCGCAGAGGUCGGGCGGUUUACUCGCUUUUUUUGACAGGACUAUUGCGGGCAUCGGUGAGCCCAAGGUCCGGCCUCGCCGGUCGCUCAGUCGCAUCUCGACCGGCCCCGAGCAGUCUCUUACGAGCGGUCGAGCCAGCCCGGAUCGGUCUUCUCGCGGCGCCAGGCCACAUUCCAAUUACGCGACGCCUGCUUUGCCAUCACCCGUAGACGGCCGCCAGCCAAGCCCGACUCUGGUGCCGGGGACACCGCCUUCGCAGCCGUACACUGAGACGGAUCCCUCGCACCCGCAGCCGACCCACGUUUCUCGCCUCGACAACAAGAUGCACCAAACAUCGUCGCGGCUGUUACGCAUGACGGACGAUGACCGUCCGUUUACCAGGCCGUCCAGCAACGCUAACCGGAGAACCCAGGAUUUCAAAGACCUCUUCUCUACUCUGAUAGUCAGCCUCCUGCCACUCUCAGCACACCGUGUACGAUUAACCAAGGUCGAACACACGUUUCUGUCCGAAGAUGCCAUCAACAACUUGGGCUCGCUCAAAUUUUCUCAGUCGAAUCGCAUGCCUGAUCCAAAAGACCCAUCCAGGAUCGUGACAACGACGACCACCACCACUUUUUCAAUGGCCAAGGACAUGGCUAGAUCGAUAUGCCAGCGGUUCCUUGAGGCGAGGUUUAUUGAGUCUGCAGACGGACGAUACCAACAAGUGUAUACCAUGAAAGGCUCAGUCUGGCAACUGACCCCGAAGGGGAUUGCAAUUCUGGACCGGUUCUGCUCACGAAACGGCAUCCAACAAAGACAGGUGGCCGAGCUCGUUGGCACUUGUAUGCCGCAGCUGGUGUCAUUGGAACGGGAUGGGCAGACAGACAAGCUGCUAACCGACCGGGGCACAAUUGAAGUCAUCUUCCGGAGAUUUAUCGGCGCCAAUGGUCCCAACGUCAAGUCCAGCGUCAACUCGGCCGACUCAGAUUCUUUGAGCGACUACAAGGAUGGUCUCACAGGGGUCAAAAUGGCGGCCGAGCGCAAAGUGGGCGGCAAGACGGUCAAGGACACGUUCACAGGCAAGGCGGCGACUGAUUGGCUGAUGGACUGCUGCACUACCGUUGACAGGAGAGAGACAAUUGAGAUUGCUUCACUCUUCGUCGAAUACGAACUCAUGGAAGCUGUACAACAAGACCGGGCCCAUAUGGCCCAGUAUCCGGCCCACAAUCUUUUCCAGCCCACAAAGCACGCCAUUUACCAGGUCUCAGCAAAAGGUCGGGAUAUCAUUAACGGCGCCGUAGCUAGAGGGCGGGCAUCAGAGAGCGAGGGCGUACCUGGAUCGCGGUCCGCCGGAAUUGCCCGAGAUUCCAACACGCAACGGCUGGACAAAAUACUGAAUGACCCGGCUCUGCGUUUACUCUUCCGCGAGAAUCUGCGUGAGACUCAUUGCGAAGAGAACCUAUCCUUUUAUCUCGACGUCGACGACUUUGUCCGGCAGUGCAGGCAGGCCAUCCGGUCCGCGCAGAAGAACCCCAGCAAUGCAUCGUCCUUGGACGGGAUCAAGGAAAUUAUGGCGCAAGCAUAUGGCAUUUACAACGCUUUCCUGGCUCCUGGUUCCCCUUGCGAGCUCAACAUUGACCACCAGUUGCGAAACAACCUGGCGACUCGGAUGACCAAAGCAGUUGGGCAAGAUGUUGCCAUGAUCGACACGCUACAUGAAGUCACGUCUUUGUUUGAGGAUGCUCAAAACGCUGUCUUCAAGCUGAUGGCCAGCGAUUCUGUUCCAAAGUUCCUCCGGAGCCCGAAAUACGAGCAGACGCUUAAAAAUUACGACUUUGAUGCCGUCUCGACCAACCCAUCUCAAGGGCGUGUUCCUGAGCGAAGCCAGAGCAGAUCCAACCGCAGCUGA